AGACCGCAAAAACUCAAUGCUUCUAGAGGGAAAAUUCUCCGUCGUCCAGAUGAACACGAAUAAACGGCUCAGAUUUAACCAACCGAGUCGAUUACCCAGCUCAGGUGAGUCAGGUAUAGAGAACGAGCGAGUCCUGGUUCUCGUCUUCGAGUCCAUUAGCUGGGACAUUCACACGCUAUGCGCAAUCGCAUCCCUCAGCCGCAGAUUUUGCGCAAUCGCCAGACGAAUUCUGUGGCGGCGGCUCUGCGUGAACCGUGCGCCGGGGAUGGUGGCGGCAUUAUCCGGCUCAGAUCCCAGCGGCCGGAUCGACGGCGGAUGGCACGCGUUAGCGAAACUCAUGUUCUUCUGCGGCGGAGGUGAGUCGAACCGGUAUUUCAAUCUAAGUCAACCGUCGCCGGGUCACUUUGCCUGCGAGUCCAGAUUCUCCAAGACAUCCGGGAGAUUCUUCCUGCCGAAGAAUUGCCGCCGUGAUCUCCUAUACAUGAGCGAUCCGUGCGAGCAUCACGCGGUGGGUGGAGAUGAGCAUUUAGGGGUUUUCAGAGGGGUAUUUCGGGACUUCAUGAGGUCAAAGACGAGGGAGUGUCUCGUGAGAAGACAAGCGGCGCUGGAGGAGAAGGUUAGGUGUCCGUAUUGCGGAGGGCGCGUGUGGAGCAUGACGGCGGCGCGUCUCAUCCCGAAGAGUGCGGCGCGGCGGCUGGGAUCACGUGAAGGUGGAUUAGAGUUCUUCGUGUGUGUCAACGGUCACUUGCACGGCACCUGCUGGCUGAUUCCGCUUUCAACGGAAGAAGAAGACGACGACAACAGUGACGGCAGUGUGAUCUAAUCCAAUGGUGGUGGCGAUGUCCACGUGGAAUUAGGUCUCUUGGGGCAUAUGCAAACCACAAGAGGAAAAUCUCAGUUAGAUUCUCCUAUGACAUGUGGAGCUCACUAGUUGCAGGAUGAUUAGAAGAUCUUUACCGAUUUGUUUAGUUGUUUGGUAUGGUUUUAGAUUAUUUUGGUACACUCCACAGUCAUCAGAUAAAUAUUUUAUUGUAUC
Molecule: messenger RNA, 1036 nt
Organism: Arabidopsis arenosa
Lineage: Eukaryota; Viridiplantae; Streptophyta; Magnoliopsida; Brassicales; Brassicaceae
Source: the annotation of a GenBank genome assembly